AUGGGCGCCUGUACUGAAUGCCGUUUAGCUAAGGUUAAGUGUGAGCAGUGCUUCCCAUGUGGACGAUGUCAGCGUUUGGGCAAGACCUGUAUUCCUCAUGAAUCGAAACAAGGCCAGAAUCCCGCCAGACGGAAACGCAAGCGAACCAGCCCCAAAGCUCCUGCCGUGACGGAAGAUGUUCGAUUGGAAUGUGCCUUGGUCACAGAGGCCCGAAAGGAUCACUACGCAGUGAAGCACAUGGUGCGGCAAUGGAUUGCCUUGUCCAUCAAGCGUCGCUCCUUCAAAUUGUGGGCUCGUGCCGGUAACUUGGCCGUGGCCAGUGGGAUUUCCAUGGACGAGGUUCUGAGUGACAAGAAUGAAGAACAUCGUUCCAUGGAUUUCAUCCACCGCAUGAUCACCUCUCCGACCGAAGACCAGUUGAUCAUUGGCAAACGGCCCAUGAAACCCAACGAUGUUCCAGAUAUUCUCUGGAAAGCUGUUGGUAUGCCCACUGAUGAACGCAUGGAACAAGCUCUGGACUCGCGUUGGUUUUUUAUCCGAGAAGUGAUCCAGGGCACCAAUCGAUUCUACGUCUCGCCGGGAUUUGUUGAAACAAUUGGUGUCUCGCUGUCGACCAUUGAAGCCACCUUUCGCGCCAACAGAAUGGAUGUCGCCAAUUUGAUUCAUCCCCCACACACCAAGAAUAGUCAAGAACAGGAUUACAUGACCAGUUUUGCACAACAAUUGGCACUCCACAGCAGACCAGGGAUUACACCCAAACCCACCAAAAUACCCAAUGUUAAGAUUCUGGUUGGCAACGACAAGCAUGAAAUGGUGGUCGAUCAGCUACUCUGUAUUUACAUUCAGCACAUGGACGUCUCCUUCGCCUUGUGCGAGUAUGUGGAUCCCAAUGCCAAAAAAGUGGGCAUGACUGGCCAAGAGAAAGAUGAGAUGGAUCUCGAUGAUUUUUACCUCGAUCUUGAUUCCGUUGCAGGAGGUGAUGACGAUUUCAAGAUGAUAUGUGAUCUUCUCAAGGACAGCUAG
Seminavis robusta is the source of this 1023-nucleotide messenger RNA. Lineage: Eukaryota; Bacillariophyta; Bacillariophyceae; Naviculales; Naviculaceae. The record is from the annotation of a GenBank genome assembly.